AGCGGCAAGCUAGCAGUAGCAGCGUGACCGGAUUGCUUGGUUGGAACUGCACUAGCUGGCGAGGCUAUGGCGGCGGCUCGCCGGGGAAGAAGCAGUGCAAGCGGCGUCGUACUCCUGUCGUGCCUGGUGGUGGCGCUGCUGACGGAGUCCUUCCCGGCCGCCGAGGCCGCGGGGACGACGUACUACGUCGGCGACGCCGGCGGGUGGGGCCGCAACCUCGAUUGGUGGCUCGCCGGGAAGACCUUCUACGCCGGCGACGUGCUCGUGUUCAAGUACAACAGGGAGUACCACGACGUGGCGGUGGUCGGCGGCAAGGGGUACCGGCGGUGCAAGGUGCCGAGGAGCACGGUGGUGCUGCGCAGCGGGUACGACCAGGUGACGCUCCGGCGGGGCAACAACUACUUCAUCUGCGGCAUGCCGGCCCACUGCGACGCCGGCAUGAAGCUCGCCGUCAAGGCGUUCUAGCCUAGCUACUUCACUUGCUCGAGAGAUAUGCCCCGCUGUGCUCGGAAAUCGGCUCGAUUUUCUGCGUUGCAAACAGAAACAGAGCGUGUGAUGUGUGGAGUUGAUCUGCUUUUGGUUUGUUUGUGAGGAGCAGUAGUAGCUUUUAGCUUUUGUGCUCAGAUGUCCUGUCCUCGUAUCGUCGGUAAACCCGUCGGCUAAUGUCUCCUCGUCGUGUUAUCAACGACUGAAGUGAAGUUUGAAUAUAAACUGUGAUGGAAGUUUG
Oryza brachyantha (malo sina) is the source of this 727-nucleotide messenger RNA. Its product is annotated as basic blue protein-like. The coding region runs from base 67 to 465 and encodes 132 amino acids. NCBI's taxonomy places the organism in Eukaryota, Viridiplantae, Streptophyta, Magnoliopsida, Poales, Poaceae. Gene Ontology annotation, cellular component: plasma membrane. The transcript is spliced from 2 exons. Gene Ontology annotation, molecular function: electron transfer activity. The record is from RefSeq and is a predicted model, not a curated record.